Molecule: messenger RNA, 732 nt
Organism: Oryza sativa Japonica Group (Japanese rice)
Lineage: Eukaryota; Viridiplantae; Streptophyta; Magnoliopsida; Poales; Poaceae
Product: acyl-acyl carrier protein thioesterase ATL4, chloroplastic
Cellular component (GO): chloroplast
Molecular function (GO): fatty acyl-[ACP] hydrolase activity
Source: RefSeq, a predicted model, not a curated record
AUGCAGCAACCAAGUGUUGGCAUCGUCGUCCCAAACGCCUGCAGCCACCCGCGAAAUGAUGCCGUGCCCCGUGCAGGAUCAUCGCGCUCUCGCCGCAGUAGCCUGCACCUCGCCGGCCGCCACUCGCACCGCUGCCAUGCACGGGCUCUCUGCGCUGCCCCGGACCUCCAUUCCCGCGAAGCUAUCGUCUCUGCCAAAGACAACACCAACCAGGAUGCCAAAUUGAGGGCGCGCAAGUUCUUCGAGUUGGAGAUGAGCGUCAGCGAUUGCGACAUCGACCCUUACGGCGUUGUCAACAACGCUGUCUAUGCUAAUUACGUCGAACGAGCACGAGAGGAACUGGCUGCAAUUCUUGGAGUGAGCGCAAGAACGGUAGCAUGCACAGGCAAAGCGUUGGCAAUCUCUGAGCAGAAUCUCAACUACCUCGCCCCUUUGAAGCGUGGGGCCAAGUUUGUUGUAAAGGUGACACUACAUAUCAAGGGUGUACGGAUAUACGCUAAGCAAUUCAUCGAGACCCUGCCUGAUCGCAAGCUCGUUUUGGAAUCGACGGCCAUCAUCGUCUGCCUCAACGGAGAAUACCGUCCAACUCGCGUGUUCCCGGAGCUGUCCUCCAAGUUGCUUGACUUCUUCUCGCCCCAGGAAAGCUGUAGCGAUUAAUGAUUUUCCAAAGCUCCAAGCUAUGAUGUACUCCCUCCGUUUCGAAAUGUUUGACACCGUUGACUUUUUAGCACA